UGGCCGCGGCUCUUCCUUGUUCUCCGCCCGCGCAGCCAUGGCCAAGUGGGGCCAGGGAGACCCGCGCUGGAUCGUGGAGGAGCGGGCGGACGGCACCAACGUGAACAACUGGCACUGGACAGAGCGGGAUGCCACCAGCUGGUCCAAAGGGAAGCUCCAGGAGCUCCUGGUGGGCAUUGCUGUGGAGAACGAGGCCGGCCGCUGCGAGAUCAGUGAGCUGAAGCAGAUGGAAGGUGAGGCUUCCUGCAGCAGCCGCAAGGGAAAGCUGAUUUUCUUCUAUGAGUGGAACAUCAGACUGGGCUGGAAAGGUAUCAUUAAAGAAUCUGGCGUGAAGCACAAGGGAUUGAUUGAAAUACCCAGUCUUUCUGAGGAAAAUGAAGUAGAUGACACUGAGGUGAACGUGAGUAAAAAGAAAGGAGAUGGGGAUAUACUGAAGGAUCUUAUGAAAACUGCAGGCACCGCCAAGGUCAGGGAGGCCCUUGGAGAUUACCUGAAGGCACUUAAGACGGAAUUUACAAUGGGAAUGAUUUUACCAACGAAAGCUAUGACAACCCAAGAAUUGACUGUUAAAAGGAAACUGAGUGAGAAUACCUCGCAGGUUCAGGCCUCAUCUCCAGUAGCACUGGGUGUAAAGAUUCCCACUGUGGCUCUGCACAUGAUGGAACUGUUUGACACACCUGUAGAGCAGCUGUACAGUAUCUUCACUGUGAAAGAUUUGGUGCAAAAAUUUUCUAAAUCUCCUGCUGUAUUAGAAGUUGAAAAGGGAGGGAAAUUCCAGAUGUUUGAUGGGAACAUCACUGGUGAAUAUAUGGAGUUGUUAACAAAUAAAAAGAUUGUCAUGAAAUGGAGAUGUAGGAACUGGCCAGAAGAACACUAUGCAACAGUUGUACUGAAUUUUGUGCCUACUCUAGGGCAAACGGAAUUACAAUUGGACUGUAAAGGAGUUCCUGUCUGUAAAGAAGAGAACAUGAAAUUCUGUUGGCAGAAGCAGCAUUUUGAAGAAAUAAAAGGUUUACUGCAGCUGACCACCCUAAAUGGCUGAAUUAAGAUUUGAUAAGGGCAUUACUUUUUAAAGUAUACUGAAGAUGCAAGUUUUUU
This is a messenger RNA of Propithecus coquereli (Coquerel's sifaka), 1098 nucleotides long. RefSeq names its product AHA1, activator of heat shock 90kDa protein ATPase homolog 2 (yeast) (gene AHSA2). NCBI's taxonomy places the organism in Eukaryota, Metazoa, Chordata, Mammalia, Primates, Indriidae. Gene Ontology annotation, molecular function: protein-folding chaperone binding; ATPase activator activity. The transcript is spliced from 10 exons. The coding region runs from base 38 to 1042 and encodes 334 amino acids. Gene Ontology annotation, biological process: protein folding; positive regulation of ATP-dependent activity. Gene Ontology annotation, cellular component: cytosol. The record is from RefSeq and is a predicted model, not a curated record.